GCCUCAGUGUCACACAGAAUGAAGCGACCUUUGUUAAAUAAAAGAUAAGUUUCCGAAAUGUUUUACAUUUCUUAAGCAGUAAAAAAAAAAAUGCAGGAAGGAAAGGGGGCAUGGCAUCUCCCUGGGUGAUAUAAAUAGAAGAUCCAAGCAUGCUGGUCACACGGGGCCAGGUUAAUUACAGUUGACACUUAGCGAUAAAUAGGAGCUGUGCCCUGAGCCUGUGAACAGGUUGUUCAAGUUCGGCAGAACACAACCACUGAAAAAGCCAUCAUGAGCACGGGGGAGGUGACCGGGUGCGAUGCAUCUAUCAUGAAAAAUGUGUGGGAGAUCAGACUCAGAGAGCAGACUAUGAAAAUACAGUUGGAGCAGGAAAGAUUGGAGAAGAGCGCUCUGGAGACAAUCAAUAAAGAUUGGCAGAAACGUAUGACAUCGAAUCAGAAGUAUCCCAAAAGGUUGGCGAGGAAACCGAAGCCGGUAGAAACCUCGGAGCCUGUUCAGCCUUACAUGAACAGACGCAUGGGUGCAGACACCGGCAGAGGCACCGGAUACCUUGGUUCUCAGAACCAGAGAGCCAGCCCUGUCACACUCAGCAAAAGCCUGUUAAAAAAUGUCAAAAUUCAAAGGCUAAUCUCUCUGGCCAGCAGUCAACCAAGUGGAAUGAUUUGGUCCAAGUCAUGGAAAUUCUCCAACUCGCUGCCCAAACUAGAAGAAGGCAGUACACCACCCCCAGACUGGGGUAAAUCUUGGCAAUUUAUGACCCUCCAGCCCCAUAUUGAUGGCAAACCAUGGACUGAGGAAAACGGCCCCGCAUCUCACCAUGAAAAUUGCAGUAUAUGGCAAAAGCCAAUGAGGAUGUUGGAUUCGCAAGACUGUGAGCAAAUCCUGCAUUCACCAGAAUGGGGACAGUCCUGGAAAUAUAGAAAGCCCGAAAGCGAUCUGAAGUCAGGAACUAAGGAUAAGGCUAACAAGGAAGCUGGGUUGCAUAGUUCGAAAAGCAGGAUAUUAGAAAUGCUUGUUGAAUCACAACACCACAAUGAAGCAUUGUCUUCAUCAGAGUGGAGUGAAUCUUGGAAGUCAACAAAACCUCCAAAAGCUGGGGAGGCCCACACUAAUGGACCCACGAAUGGCCCUUUCAAUGAGCCUAAGAAUGAUCUGAAGAAAGAUGGGAAAUCAGGAUCCCAGAGUAUAGAGUGUUGGAAGUUUAUAAACCGCCAGCUUCAUGUCACUGAUAACUCCAAACAAACAUCACACAACCCAGAGUGGGCUGACUCAUGGAGAGCUGCGAAGAUGGUGUCAAACAGUAACAAAAAGGCAAAGUCUCCCGAAUAUUUAGAAAAUGGCGAGAGACAGGAUUCCAACCACGACCACCAGGUCAUUAUAUCUGUUUCACGCGAGCUCAAGUACAGAGACCUCUUGGGUGCUCAGUUAUGUGAUGAAAACAAGCCUUUGUCUGAAUGGGAAAAGUCCUGGAAGACAACAAAGAAUCUCUCAAAACCAAGUGCAGAGGCAACCUUGAAGGCAGAGGAACCGAAGGAAAAGUCCAUGGCUCAAAAUCAAAAGGUUGGGAUGUCCAAGGAAAAUGAUACAAAUCUGGCAGGGGUGCAGCAGGGCAUGCGUAAACCGACGAUUAUGUCAAAAAUUGCCAAAUACAGAAAUCUCAUGAGUCGCCUUUUGAUAGAUGACAUGCCCUAUGAGUGGAAUGAGGCCUGGAAAUUCACGAAACCUCAGUCGUCCAAGGAGACAGUGCAGUGGUCAACUACUGGAAUGGCAGAUGACUCCAUGGUCCGGAAACAACACAUGACGAAAAGAUCAUUGACCGAUUGGUCAGAAUCCUGGCAAUGUGCUAGACCUCACUCCCGCCAUGCAAUGCCCUCUGUGACUGAAUGGAAAGAGUCGUGGUUUUCGAGAUAUAAACCACACGCAAGGCGAGAACACUGGAUCAAGGAAGCUGGGCUUAAGGACUUUGACAAGCAACAUCCCAAAUAUGAGGUUUUCAACCUGCCCAAGAGGGCUUCAGCUGAAAAGAUGCUUUAUCACAUGCAGGAUGGCGAAAAGGGAAUGGGAAGUGCAGAAUGGAAGGAGUCGUGGAAAUCUCUGAAGCAUCAAAUCCAUCUGGAGGGGAUGAGAACCAUGACCGAGUGGACCGACUCUUGGAGAUGUGCUGUCUUCCACACUGAUAUGUCAGGGCAGGAACAGCCAAGACAGAACUGGCCAGAUGAAUCGAUGGAAAUCCAACCAAGGAAAGAAAAGCUCCAAGUGCCAAGAGCCAUGACCCACAUGAGCCGAUCUUUUGAUUCUCAGGUCUUCAAAGAGAGGUAUCCUCAAACCCAAUGGAAUGAGUCUUGGAAGGCAGCAACACUUCAACAUCACCACCAUAAAACCAACUACGUCAUGGAAACAGACAAAUCCUCAUUAUUCCACCUAAACAACACCAAUCCAUCUACACCAGACUGGAAAAACUCAUGGAAAUUUGUGUGUAUGCAUUUCAAUCAGAAAAAAGAAUCUUGGGAUAAGGAACGUGCCAUGUUCCAUUCAGAAACGAAAUCACAGACACUUACGGAUUAUGAUCAGGAUGUCCAGCCUCAAAUGAGCAGUCACGCAUCCAAGUGGGGAAAGCCAUGGAAAAUGGCCAAUCCCAUGCCAAAUGUGGAGAAAGGAUCUUGGAUACACAGCCAUGCAAACCAGUCUCAAUAUGUGGUCCUGUGGUCAAGAAGCAACAGCAUGAAGUCGCUUUACACAAGUCUUAAAGAAACAGCCACUUUAAGACUGUGGGAAAAAUCAUGGAGAUUCUUGAAGAUUGAGGGUAAAGGAGAUUCAAAGGCUGGUAAAGGAAAGUCGAAUGGCUCUAAUGGAUUUGUGAUUGGUACUCAGAAAAGGAAAACAAGGAAGCACAUAUAUAGUCAAAUAGAUAAGGAAAAGCCUGCUGAACGGAAGUGGACUGACUGUCAUAAGAUAACAAAAACUCAGCCACGCCCAAAGAGAGGUUCUUUUAUGAACAUGCCCAAGGCAGUGACAAAGGAAGUUUCCGACUUUACGCAGCAGUGGGCCGAAUCUUGGCGGUUCUCAGACCAACCAGUGAAACAGAAGACGGAGGUAACUGCGACUCUCUCUACCUGGGGAGAAUCCUGGAAGUUCCUGAUUGCACCUUAUCCACAACAGAAUGGACCCAAGUCCAAGUAAGACAGGGGACAUGAAUGCAGGGUUGACAAGGAGUUGAUGAACACUUUUUAUGAUUCGCUAACAUAUCAGUAGCAAGAAUAAUUGUCGCCAUCAUCUACCACACACGCACAUGGCACACACAUAUACACACACCGAAUGACAUGCUAUAGUAAAUGAAGGUUGAUGGAAGGAAGAUGUUUGCAGGUUGAGUACAGAUGGUUUGAAAAGGUCUGAGUGAUUUUUCAGUGGGAAUGCCAUGUAGGUAUUUAGCAAAGCUAAAUGUUAUUUUAAUCAUACUUCUAGCUGAAUGCAAUUUUGUUUAGAAAAUGUUUACAAUCAAAAGGUUAUUUUUGGAAUGAAUAAAUAAAGUUAUGUCAUUU
Molecule: messenger RNA, 3539 nt
Organism: Hypomesus transpacificus
Lineage: Eukaryota; Metazoa; Chordata; Actinopteri; Osmeriformes; Osmeridae
Exons: 3
Coding region: 271-3180 (969 amino acids)
Source: RefSeq, a predicted model, not a curated record